This is a messenger RNA of Heterobasidion irregulare TC 32-1, 576 nucleotides long. RefSeq lists its product as uncharacterized. The transcript is spliced from 5 exons. Lineage: Eukaryota; Fungi; Basidiomycota; Agaricomycetes; Russulales; Bondarzewiaceae. The record is from RefSeq and is a predicted model, not a curated record. The coding region runs from base 38 to 409 and encodes 123 amino acids.
CCUCUCCCUACUAUCCCGUCUCGUGUACUCUAUCGCAAUGGCAAAGACCGCCUCCGAAACGACCACCAAAGCGGCAACGCGCCGUUCCAACGCCAAAAGCACUCGCUCGUCGGAGCCCGGCACCAAGCCCAAGCGGGCUCCGUCUGCAUACAACUUGUUCGUGCAAGCCAACAUGAAGCCUUGGUUGGAGGCGAACCAGGGCAAGUCCGUCAAGGAGGCGAUGGCGCAGAUCGGGAGCAUGUGGAAAGACGCGCCCGAAAACCCCAACAGAGGCAAGGAGCCCAAGCCAAGAAAGCCAAAGGCGACCAAAGCCCCGAAGAAGAAAAAGGUAGUGGAAGAGGAGGAGGAGCAGGAGGAGCGAGAGGAGGAGGCCGAAGGCCCACAAGUAGAGCCGAGCAGCGACGACUGAGCUGCUUGUUCUCAUCUUGGAUCGUCGGCGGACUGUGUGUCUGUGCUGCCCCCUCUAUGUAUGCGUUUUUAUUCCGGUGUCGACGUUCCCUCGCGGGGUUAAAUGUAUGUAUAGUACUACUGUGCCUCUAUUCGGUUUAAUGUGGCAUAUCGUUGCCAUUUCUUGUC